CAGUCACUGCCAGCCAUAUCAUAGCACUGAAAAAAAGAACACAUAUUUUAAGAUUUUUUCUAAAGUAAAAAGGAAGAUUUUACGAUAUUUCUAUUUUAUUAUAUAUCGUGACGUUUUACUACAAGGAGAUACAAUGCAUUUUACAUUACAAAAGCGAAAUAAGACGUGGAUGCCAGCUAUCAAUCUGAGCAUCGUGGGAUUGAUGGUUUAUAUUAUGGCCUGCCCUGCGUCCAGUAUGGAUGUGCUGGUCCAUAACCGCAUCAACGUCCUGAACGGCACCAUGGUGAAGAUCCAGUGCAUCUUCACCUCCUGCUACAAGGUGGACGUCAACAAGUUUGCCAUGAACUGGACCUACCAAGAGAACACCAAUGAGACUGAGGAGAUGUUCAUGACCUAUAAGAAGGGGAUGAUGCCCCUGCGGACAGACCGGUUCAGUGACCGGGUGCAGUUUGUGGGUAACCUGGAAAAGAACGACUUGUCCAUCACCCUCUCUGAUGUCCAGCUGUCGGACGAGGGAGUCUAUAACUGCUACGUCCGUAACCCCCCUGACCGCAUCCAGGGCCACGGAAUCAUCAAUAUGUUUGUCGUCACAGAACUGCCUCCCCCGCGGGACUCGACAAUAGCGGUGGCGAUCGGGGCAUCAGUCGGCGGUGCGCUGGCUCUGCUCAUCCUGUCCAUGGUGGUGGUGAAGUGUAUAAGGCGCCACAAGAAACAGGAGCUCAUCUCUGAUGAGCAGAAGAUGGAGGAAGAGGGCAAGCUGGAUGCAGAGGGGGGCACCGAGGAGGGAACCAAGAAAGCAUUCUUGCCAGAAGAUGUAUAGCGACCCUUCCUUGAAUCCUUGUCCAGCAUCUGCCUCACCCCACGCCCCCUCCUUCCCUCCCCUUGUCCAGCCAAACAAAAUUGCCGUUGUGGGAAGCCCCAGCCGCCAGCCACGCCAGCCACGCCACCCCUGCCUCUGUCUUCAGUCGGCCAUCUUAUCUUCUCUCUGCUUUGACAAGAAGCCACAAAAGGCGGAGGAGUCUAGUGGACGGCAGCCUCCAAACGACAUUCCUCUUUCCCCUUUAUCCUCGCUUCUAGUCUCUCUUAAAAUACAGACGUAGGACAUUUGAAGUACAAUGAAGGACAUUUAAAAUGUGUACUGUAUUUGAGGUUUAAAAAGGGUUCUGAAGUCAUUUACACUUGGACAUUUUAGACCUGAUUUUCCCUUACGGAAAAUGUAUCAACUCCUAGAGAAAUAUCAAUUCAUUAUGAUCCACAUAAUAAUUAACAUGUCCUGCCGCUGCAGGAUUAUUUUCCUACUGUAGCAAACGGGCACAAAUUAAAACACCCGUGAUUACUGGGAAAGAUCCCUCUCCCUCUCUCUCUCUCUCUCUCUCUCUCUCUCUCUCUCUCCCUCUCUAUUGCUCUCUCUCUCCCUCUCUCUC
This is a messenger RNA of Oncorhynchus masou masou (cherry salmon), 1424 nucleotides long. Its product is annotated as sodium channel subunit beta-2-like. Gene Ontology annotation, cellular component: plasma membrane. Bases 134 to 820 code for a protein of 228 amino acids. Lineage: Eukaryota; Metazoa; Chordata; Actinopteri; Salmoniformes; Salmonidae. The transcript is spliced from 5 exons. The record is from RefSeq and is a predicted model, not a curated record.